UCCCCGUUUCCUACCACCGGCCUCCAGAGCUGCCGCCAUUGAAACCAUACAAUACAAGCGACGAAAGGGAAGAAGGGCGCACCGCACGGGCACUGCGGCACUGAAGCGGCAGGCGGAGACGGCGGUUAGCCGGACAGAUUUUGUGCUAGGGCAAGCAAAUAAGAAUAAUCUGCUAGAAGACUGAAAAACAAAAAAGCAACAUGUCGGCCAGAGGUGGAAAGAAAAAAAUGACCAAAAUGUCACGCUCCAGCAGAGCAGGUGUUAUUUUUCCAGUGGGGAGAAUGAUGCGAUACUUGAAGAAAGGAACAUACAAGUAUCGGAUAGGAGUGGGAGCUCCUGUCUACAUGGCAGCUGUCAUAGAAUACUUAGCAGCUGAAAUAUUGGAAUUGGCCGGUAAUGCAGCGAGGGAUAACAAAAAGGGAAGAAUUGCCCCAAGACACAUUCUUCUGGCAGUCGCAAAUGAUGAGGAGUUGAACCAGUUGUUAAAAGGAGUGACCAUUGCAAGUGGAGGUGUUCUGCCUAGAAUUCACCCUGAGCUUCUUGCCAAAAAACGAGGCAUCAAAAGUAAAUCUGAUACUAUCCUUUCACCUUCCCCAGAGAAGAGAGGGAGGAAAUCUUUGGGAGGGAUCAAGAAGAGUGGAAAGAAGGCAAAGGCAUCUAAAGCCCGGACACCCAAAAAGAACAAACAGAAGGACAGUGAAAAAGAAGGAGCAUCAAAUUCAGCAACUGAUGAUGGACCUGGAGAUGGGUUUACCAUACUUUCCUCCAAGAGCCUUGUUCCAGGACAGAAGCUAUCUCUGACACAGAGUGACAUCAGCCAUAUUGGUUCUAUGAAAGUAGAAGGCAUUGUGCACCCAACUACUGGUGAAAUAGAUCUCAAGGAGGAAGUUGGUAAAGCGCUGGAAAAGGCUGGAGGUAAAGAGUUCUUAGAAACAGUAAAGGAACUGCGCAAGUCACAAGGACCUCUAGAAGUAACAGAAGCUGCUCUUAGCCAGUCUACUGGUCUAGCAGCAAAGUUUGUCAUUCACUGUCACAUCCCACAGUGGGGUUCAGAUAAAUGUGAAGAACAGUUGGAGGAGUCCAUAAAGAACUGUUUAACUGCAGCUGAAGACAAGAAGCUGAAGUCUGUGGCAUUUCCACCUCUCCCCAGUGGCAGAAAUUGCUUUCCAAAACAGACUGCUGCCCAGGUGACUCUCAAAGCCAUUUCUUCCCAUUUUGAUGACUCCAGCCCUUCGUCCUUGAAGAACAUUUACUUCCUUCUCUUUGACAGUGAGAGCAUUGGCAUCUAUGUGCAAGAGAUGGCAAAACUAGAUGCCAAGUAGCAACAGAAGCCAAAUGAAAUUUUAUUUUUCAACAUAAAUUUGAGUAGGAUUGAGAAUUAGAAGUGGGUUUUAUUUUUAAAAUAUUGUGAGGAAGGAGUAUGUGAGUAGCUUCAAAAUUCUGUGAUGGGUGGAGGGCUUUUGUUACGGGAAAAAGAGAGGAAAAAUGUUUGACCUGCAAUUUUAUCAUGCUUUAGACAACCUAACAUUUUGUUUCAUCCCUAAGAGAUUAAGUUGCCAGCUCUCUCUUUAUGUCUCAAGUUAUUUUAGUUUAGACCUUUUUAAAUGAAUUUCAUUUUAGAGUAGCAAACAAUUCAAUGCAUACAAAUACUUAAAACAUGAAUUGUUUGCUCCCAUUUCUUUUCCCAGUGGUAGAUAGAAAUCAUUAUGUUGUGUCUACAUUCCAUAUUGGAGAACGUAAUUUCAGAGAGUUCACUUGGUGCUUUACUGUUUUACCCCAGGAUGACCUGUAAUUACUGAGAAUAUUUCAUCUUAUUUGUUUUUAUUAAAAAUGGCAUUGUGCUUUUUAAAAACUGUAGCUUUAUUUCUCUAAUGUACAUUUCCAUAUAUAUCUUACUUCAGAUGUAAAAUGUAGAGCAGAGAGAAGUCACUGGGGACCAAAAGAUUAUUCCAGUUAGUGAUGUCAAAUUCAACUCUGAUGUGUCAUUUGCCAUUGGAAGAUAUUCAGAUUUACAGAAUUAGACUGAGAAGGAAGCAGGGGUAUUCUGCCCUCUGGGGAACACUUUAAAAAGAGGUGUGGUAAUUGUAAUGCAGCAGACCACUGUGAUGAACAUUCUUCUGCUGUUUUGAAAGCAUUAUCAUCUCAGUUGCAAAGUACUGUGUUUUCACGGCAGUCUAUAAGGAAUGAAGCAAAGCAUCAUCGUUGAUACUUUCACUUCCGCUUUCCUGCUCUCGUCUGCUGUCUUUAUAAGAAUAAGGGCACAGAAUUGAGUUUUCUCCAAGUUGCUAAAGCAAUACAAGCCUGUAAGUGUUCAGGAUUGUGUUGUUGUAAUGCAGUAUGGUGUCUCUUCCCGUUCCCUCCCAUGAUUAAAAAAAAAGUUUAACAAGUCUUUACAUUUACUCUAAAGUCUCACUGAGUUCUGUGAGACUUACUUUCUAGUAAGAGUGCCUAGACUUUUGGCCAGCGAUACUUUCUGCUGUGUUGCCUGUGCCCUAUUCUUUGCAGAUUGGAGUACUGCUGCUCAGCAUUGCUGAUGUGCAGUAUUUCCAGCUUUAUUUUCAUCAUUUCUCCCAC
Molecule: messenger RNA, 2574 nt
Organism: Gekko japonicus
Lineage: Eukaryota; Metazoa; Chordata; Lepidosauria; Squamata; Gekkonidae
Product: core histone macro-H2A.2
Exons: 9
Coding region: 201-1322 (373 amino acids)
Biological process (GO): nucleosome assembly
Cellular component (GO): nucleosome
Molecular function (GO): protein heterodimerization activity; structural constituent of chromatin; DNA binding
Source: RefSeq, a predicted model, not a curated record